AUGAACUCUGUGCCCACAGUGUCAGUUCAACGACAGCUGAAGGAAGACUGGGAUAACCGAGAAUUUGAGUAUUUUGCGGCUGAUAACAUCAAGAAGAUCGGUGAAUCACUGAAUCAAUUUGGUAUGUUUUAGCUUUUUUCUUUGGUUUUUAGAUUCAUUUUGAAUUGAUGAGCUUUAUCAGAUGUUUUUGCAUGCUCUGCUUCGUUUAUUGUGCAAAAAGUUUUGUCAAAAGGACGUGUUGGGGCGGAUUUUGUAGAAGAUAUCAGAAUAUUGUUGUAGCGCAUGAGUUUCGGUUGCUUUUGACUUGAAAAGCUUUGCUAUAUUUUUAUCAAUGUUUGAAAUGAAUUCACAAUGAUACUCUUAGGGUUAAAGAGUGUAAAAUAAAUUUAAUAUCAAUGGUAUUGUUUUAGCUUACACUUGUGGUAACAAAUUGGCUACAUUGAACGACAAAAUCACUCAAUUGGAACAAAGUCUUGACUUUUUGGAAGCUAAGGUAACAUUUUUUGCUUUUGGAAAUUAAAACUUUGCUAUAGAUUUUGGUUUAUAUUGUCUUUUCUUGGAAAAUUAAGUGUUUAAUCUUGAUAUUCUUUCAGUUGAGCCGUGGUGAAACCUUGAACUGAAAUGUCGGCCGGUAAAGUUGUACAAACUGCUAGUCGUGCUGUGACAAAAAGCGUCACUCCAGUCCAUUCUCAUACUGCUAAUGAAGCUCGUUUGGAGGUUUUGAAGUUGUACAAGAACUUGUAAGUUUAUUGGAAGUUAUGGCGAAAUUGUAGUAGCUAUGAGAUGGGUUGUGAAGGUUUUUAUUACUUUAUUAAAAAUUUGUGUGAUUCAGUUUUUUUCCAAGUUGCAUUCUACAUUGUUUUUUGUCAAAAGUAAAAUCAAAUCAAAAAGUUCCAACUUGAAUGAAGCACGAUGUUAAUGUGACCUAGUUUAAGGUCAUAAAUCAAAAUUUCAUAACGAUUCUGAAACAAUACACAGCGCAAAACGCUCAAAAACAAUAAUCGCGGAUUGACCUCGCUUUCAUAGUGAAAAAAAGAAUGAAUUACUCUGUAAAAAGUACGUAUUACUCUGUAGAAAGUGAGAAUACGAAUUAAUGAUUAAUAAAAUAAAAUUCGAAUUACUCAGUAAAAGAAUGAAUUACUGAGUAAUUUCGUGUUGGAGUAAAUUAGCGUUCGCUUGAUUUUAAUUGAAAUUGAGUUGAAUUGCGCUUAUGGAAGGGGAAUACCUGUUCGAAAGGUUGUUCAUGGUGUUUUGGAGGUAUUUAAGUGAGAAGGGGUAGAAGGCUUGUUCUUUGUUCUUGGAAAGCUUUUUUUAGGGUUUUAUGUUUUUGGGACUGUUUUAUAGAACAAACCAGGCACGUCGCUAUGAGAUGAAUGGGGGUGGAUUCACUUUCUGUAGCGACGUAUCUGAUUGAAACCAUGGUGCAUAUGUUAUACUUUGCCUUACAUUACUUUUUACCGUACAACGAAGCAAAAAUUUGGCUGUAAUUUGGUUAAAUCUUCUAAUUUAUGUCUAGUUAUUCGUUAACCAUUGUGGGUUUGUCGUUAUUAUUCGUUGAUCAUUGAGGUUACUUGUUAUUCGAGCUUCUUUCAUUGUUCUUUGUGGUAUAACAUGACUUCUUAUUGUUUGAACAGUCGUAUUAUUUCUAUUUUGGAACGUUGAAUUUGGUUUUCUAUUGAUUCUGGAGGUUUUUUUAUAAAACAAAUUAGCGUUUUUAGUCGAUUCUCUUUAUGAGGACUUGAAAAAAUGACCUUCUUGAUACAAUUUGCAAUACACUUGGUAGUUUUGGUCAAACAUUCAAAAGUUUUUUGUUAUACGGGAUUUUGUUUUAGAUGAGUUAGUUAUACGACCUCUACUGUAGCCGGCAUAUGUUAAUUUACAUUGUGCUCGUUUAUAACUGUACUUUAUUUCGAUUGAAAGCUUUUCAAAAACUUUUUACUGCCUUCAUAGUCUCAAACCACUAAAAAAGUCUCUUCAAAACACUGAAAAAGCGGAAUUGAUUGGUUUAGUUUACCAAAAAUUGCUUAUGGUUUUCCGAAAUUUCUCUUUUUUUUUUGUUUUUUCUUUUUGUGCGGCGCUGCGAAGGGCCGCAGAGUCCACGUAGUCUUUUUCUCUCUCACCACAUUUAUUAUCUGUGAACGUUGAGAGAAAAGACCGUUCCUUCACUCUAGAGCUGGAAAAACAAUAUGUUCCUUGUUUGGAAUUUAAAAACAAAAGUUUUUUCGAAUUGGGUAAGGAGUGUUGUUCAUGUUUAUUGGGUUGAAGGAGCUUGAGUUGAGUUUUUGUUAUUAGAAAGUUGUGUUUUGUUAAAUAAACGGUGAAGGAAGGGUUGAAAAGACAAAAUUGAAAUUUUGGCUUGUUUAGUUAACAAAAUUGAUUUAUUUUUGUUUCUAACAGUGGAAAAGGUAUGUUGUGGUUGGUAUCAAAGCUUUUACGAUUUUCAAGAUAAAUAUGACGUGGUUUUUAAAAAAAUUUUGUUUUGCUUUUGCCAGUUGGGAGGUAUAAGUAGAAGAGGUGAAUCUUGUCAGCUAACGCUUAAUAAGCUCAUAGUUAACACACUCAAUCAAAAAAGCAGUCAUCACUGUUAUCUCUCGUGAUUGUCACAAGUAGUUUCUCGGUUGUCACGGCUCUUACGUGGCACUUUUAAUUUCACAACGAUUCGAAUGUGUAUAUCAUCGUCGUCAUCAGAGAGGGGAGAUUCUAGAGCGCUGCAGUGAAAGAGCGGAGAGUGCGCAAGCCAUCCACAUAAAAAGUGGUGGAAAUAAAAGAGCGGCCGGUCGGGCAUGGAGUAAUCUUUUCCGGCGUCUUUUUUUUUAAGUUUUGCUGGUGGGGAAAGUCGCAUUUUAGAUAUGUUAUGUUGGAGUUGUAGUUUUGUAAGACAAUAUUGGAGUUGGUAGUGUUUUACUAUAGUUGGUAUGGUUGUACUGGAAUUAUAAGCUGGAUUUGGUUUGUCAUUUAGGAAAAAAGAUAAGGUUUUGAUUGGAAAUUUUACAUUUUGAAAGUUCGAGAAAGCCUUUUUCCAUUUUUUUCUAUAACUGGACGCUUAGUAAUAUUCACAAGCCUAAAAUGCCUAAAAACUUAUUUAGGACUUUCAUGCUUGUGAAAGACAUGUACUUGAGCCUCGGAAAAGUGCCGUACGUGACCAGAACUGGGAAUGUCAUGUGCUAAUUUAAAUUCAAACGCGUAAACAAAUAAAGGUGAUUUGGGGAAGCGAUGGAAAUUAAUAUUUUUGCGACCUCAGUAAACAGAAGAGUAUAGAAUAAGCUUAGAAAAGCGAUGGGAAGACAUUCGAAUGGGUAUUUUGAGUAGCUUUGGAUAGUUAUUUGUUUGGAAUGGCUAUAUUGUGGUGUUUAUUUGCAUUGGCUUUUUGGAUAAUUUGAUUAAAAAUGAAUUGUCAAAGUUAUUAAAUGUAAAGAUAUUGAUUGUCAAGUAGAUGAGAAAUGCGCUAAAAAUUUAAUUUUUGUUGAAUUCCUGUAUAUAUAAUCGCUCGGAGGCUUUAAAUUUGUUCGUUGUAAAGGAGUUUUAUUGUGAAGAAGUUAUAAAUUGACUGUGUAGUGUAUGCUAAAGCUUUGAAAGCUAUUCUUCAUAAGAACUUUUUGUCAUAGAGCAGUUUGUUAUACAGGAGUUACACUGCAAUGUGACCGACAAAGCACCAUAUCAAAUGUAUUUUAGCCUUUUUUCUUGCAUAGCCUCUAAAAUUAACUGCAAUGCGAGCCUUUAAAAUUUGGAUGUAAAAGAACGGAGGGAAAUUGAAAGGAAACCUAAACUAUUGGCCAUCUACGGCCACAAACUCAUUUGGAAUGUUUGGGCCGUAUCGACCAAAAGUCGACACAGCUAAUCUAUCCGGUACGUCGGGGAAGUACGAAUGUGUUUUUGAGAUCAAAGAAUGCUCAGCUUUGUUUAGUUAAUGAAAUGAAAACUUUUUGUAAAAUACGGAGACGGUUAAGAUUGUGCAAUUAUGUUUUUAUUUCGAUUACGGUCGUUUCGUAUUUUACAAUCAUUUUUUAUUGAUAAUUACACGCUGCGGAACAUUCUUUGGUUUUAUAAACACCUUCUUAUUUGCUAGAUGUAAACAAUAGAAUAGCUGUGUCGACUUAGAAUAGGAUGGUUUAGGUUACUUUUUAAUUUUCCUCUGUUCUUUUACAUCGAACUUUUAGAGGUUCGCUUUGCAGUUAAUUUUAGAGACUAUGCAAGAAAAAAGACAAAAAUACAUUUAUUACUGCGCUGUGCUAGUCACAUUAGGGUGUAAAUUCAGUAUAACGAACUUGUCUAUAACAAAAAAAUGGUAAAAUACGAGUGAUUUAAUGCUAUAUUGAACAUAUUUCUUAAUAUUGUUCUUUAUUGACUACAUUUUAUUUUCUUUUCGAGAAGCCUAAAGAUUGAAAUUUUAAAAAACUGGCUAAAAAUUAGUUUUUUAAGUUUGACUUGAUAUUCUAAAUUAUUUUAUUUUAGUCAGAGGAUCACUCCGACCUUCUGGUGGGACUAUCAGCUCACCGAUUACCCUCUUCCCGUCUUCCGUGAGAUCAUUAAAAAGCAGUUCCUGAAGAAUGCUCACGUAAAAGACUUGAGAAUUAUCGACCGCAAGGUCGGCGAGGGCUACAAGGUAGGGUGACAUGGCUUGGAAAUGGAGGUUUUUAUCAGUUUUGAACUUUUUUUUCGUUAUUUUUGAAAUUUUUUUGGAGUUUUGAAAAAAAAAUUUAAUUUUAAAAAAUUUGAAAAUUUGAAAAAAAAUUCUAAAAAUCAAUCAAUAUGGUUUUUUAAUGGCUUUUGAAAGAUUUAAAACAUUUUAGGACAUUGAAUCGAUCGAGUGGGCUUGGUACAAUCCGGACCACGUGAGGAACUUCCUGUUCCGCGAAAACCUCGAACCCAAACCCAAGGACUUUUUGUCCAAAUUCCUGCAAAAGGUGGACUAG
This is a messenger RNA of Bursaphelenchus okinawaensis, 4913 nucleotides long. Lineage: Eukaryota; Metazoa; Nematoda; Chromadorea; Rhabditida; Aphelenchoididae. The record is from the annotation of a GenBank genome assembly.